AUGCUCGAAUUUCUGGCACUUAGCCGCCAAAAUGUCCUCCAGGUUGCUCAAAUUGAGCAAGCUCAAUCUCCACAGGUCAAUAAUAAGGUGCCCGAGACAUUUGACCCAGUAUUUACCGAGAGUCAAGUUCGUGCCAUGAUGCUCUACCAUCAGGAGUGCAUCUCUUGGAUUCAUAAUGUUGUCCAUCUUCCUACCUUUCGUGAUCAAUGCGAGCAACUAUUUAUGAAUAACACUGAGCUGCAAGGAGGGUGGCUCGCCUUAUACUACGCUAUGCUUUCUGUCACUUUAUACCACUCUGACCCCUCGAUACUACGUGAGCUCGACAUUGAGUCGCCUGGUAAGUUGCUGUCUAUCCGCGAUAUGGGCAUGGGAGUUGACAGUGAACUCCAACCAGCUCAAAUUUCUGAGCUAUGCUACCAGAAAAGUAUCGAUGCCCUGCAGGACGCUGAUUUCAUGAUCAACCAUAGCCUUUGCACGAUUCAGGCAAUAUGCCUUCUCAUCUACGUUGGACACAAUAUAGGGCAGUCUGACAGAAUAUCUGUGCUGCUCUCCUGUGGCAUACGAAUAGCCCAGUGUCUGUGUCUUCAUCGUCAGGGUUCUGAGCCAACGGUAGAGAUAAAGGGCAAAAGAGACACAGAGCAAGCAAUCCAGCAACGGCUAAUUGAUCGUGAAGUGUCCAAGCGAGUGUGGUGGUUUCUCGUUCGGCAGGACUGGCUACAGAUCCCUUUCAACAACACAUACACGAUCCACCCGACGCAAUUCAGUACACCCAUGCCCAUGAAUUGUGAUGAGGAUAUCGCUCGAAUGUUCAAGUCGAACCGUAUCCUCGAAUAUGACCAGGAACACUAUACUCAGGGAAGCUACACAACAGUACUGAAUCAUGGUGAGUAA
Molecule: messenger RNA, 891 nt
Organism: Penicillium subrubescens
Lineage: Eukaryota; Fungi; Ascomycota; Eurotiomycetes; Eurotiales; Aspergillaceae
Product: fungal specific transcription factor domain-containing protein
Exons: 2
Coding region: 1-891 (296 amino acids)
Biological process (GO): DNA-templated transcription
Molecular function (GO): DNA binding; zinc ion binding
Source: RefSeq, a predicted model, not a curated record